AUGGGAUUAACAAGAAAUGGAGAGCACAAAAGAAAAAACACUGGAGGAAAGAAAUCAGUGAGAAUCAGUAGAAAGAAGCAUGCCAUUGCUAGACAGCCAGCAAGUACUAAAGUUGGAGCAACUAAGGUCAAACAGCUCAGAGUCCGAGGAGGAACAUACAAGAUGAGAGCCCUGCGAUUGGCAAGCGGAAGUUUCUCUCUUAAGACCCACAAUGUUACAAUGAAGUGUGCCAUCACACAGGUGGUCUACCACGGAAGUAACAACGAGUUAGUAAGAACUAACACGCUAACCAAAGGAUGCGUUGUAAAGCUAGACCCAACUGGAUACACUCCAGUAAUAGAGAAGAUUCUUGAGGCUGAGCAGGAUAUUCAGGAGAUAGAUCCAGUGUUUGUUCAAGAAUUCAAGCAAGGAAACAUAUACGGUGUAAUUUCUUCAAGACCUGGACAGUCUGGAAGCGCCGAUGGUCACAUCCUGCAGUCUGAGGAGCUUAGCUUCUAUCUUAGCAGAAUGAAGAGUCACAAGCAGAAAAAAUAA
Molecule: messenger RNA, 534 nt
Organism: Nematocida ausubeli
Lineage: Eukaryota; Fungi; Microsporidia
Product: 30S ribosomal protein S8e
Exons: 1
Coding region: 1-534 (177 amino acids)
Biological process (GO): maturation of SSU-rRNA from tricistronic rRNA transcript (SSU-rRNA, 5.8S rRNA, LSU-rRNA); translation
Cellular component (GO): cytosolic small ribosomal subunit; ribosome
Molecular function (GO): structural constituent of ribosome
Source: RefSeq, a predicted model, not a curated record